Molecule: messenger RNA, 3693 nt
Organism: Siniperca chuatsi (mandarin fish)
Lineage: Eukaryota; Metazoa; Chordata; Actinopteri; Centrarchiformes; Sinipercidae
Gene: matn4
Product: matrilin 4
Exons: 16
Coding region: 61-2172 (703 amino acids)
Molecular function (GO): calcium ion binding
Source: RefSeq, a predicted model, not a curated record
GAUCCAGUUCCAGCCGAGUCCAGCUGCGAGUCACCCGUCUGCUAGAUCAGUAUCAUCAGGAUGAGACAGCUCAGAGCACUGUGUGGCUUCAUUCUGCUGAGCCUGGCCGUCCUCGCCUCCGCCAGGCCAAAAGCAGGUCCUGACCAGAAAUGUAAGUCUGGUCCGGUGGAUCUGGUCUUCCUCAUCGACAGCUCCCGCAGCGUUAGGCCACAUGAGUUUGAGACCAUGAGGAAGUUCAUGAUUGACAUCCUUGACACCCUGGACAUUGGACUCAAUGCCACCAGAGUGGGAGUGGUUCAGUACUCCAGCCAGGUCCGCACUGAGUUCUCUCUGAAGACCCACGCCAAGCUGGACACCAUGGUGAAAGGCAUCAAUCAGAUCAUUCCCCUCGCUCAGGGUACCAUGACCGGACUCGCCAUCAAAUAUGUGAUGAAUGUAGCCUUUACCGCUGAGGCGGGAGACAGGCCAAAGGUCCCCAACGUGGCUGUGAUCGUGACAGAUGGACGUCCUCAGGACCGCGUGGCGGAGGUGGCAGCUGAGGCCAGAGAGAAAGGCAUCGAGAUCUACGCUGUGGGGGUGGCCAGAGCCGACAUGACAUCACUGAGGGCCAUGGCGUCCCCACCCUUCGAAGACCACGUCUUCCUGGUGGAGUCCUUCGAUCUCAUUCACCAGUUUGGACUGCAGUUCCAGGACAAGCUCUGUGGUGUGGAUCUGUGUCUGGAGUCGGACCACGGCUGUGAGCACAUCUGUGAGAGCUCCCCGGGCUCCUACCAGUGCCUCUGCCUGCCUGGAUACACUCUGAAUGCCGAUGGGAAAACAUGUGCAGCCAUAGAUCUGUGUGCUGAGGGGAAGCACGACUGCGAACAAAUCUGCGUCAGCUCUCCCGGUUCCUUCACCUGCGACUGCAACAAAGGAUACAAACUGAAUGACAACAAAAAGACCUGCUCGAUGAUCGACUACUGUUCGUUUGGGAACCACAGUUGCGAUCAUGAGUGUGUGAGUGUGCUCAAUGGCUAUCACUGCCGCUGUAACGAGGGAUACAGGCUGCUGGACGACGGCAAGACCUGCCAGGCCAUUGACCUGUGCGCUGAGGGGAAACAUGACUGUGAACAAAUCUGCAUCAGCGCGCCCGGCGUCUUCACCUGCGACUGCUACAAAGGAUACACACUCAACGAAGACAGGAAGACCUGCACACCCAUUGACCUGUGUGCCGAGGGAAAGCAUGACUGUGAACAGAUCUGCAUCAGUGCUCCUGGCGUCUUCACGUGCGACUGCAACAAAGGAUUCAAACUCAACAAAGACAAGAAGACCUGCACAAACAUGGACCUGUGUAACACAGUGGAGCAUGGCUGUGAGCACCAGUGUGUGAGCACUCCAGGAUCUUACUACUGUAUCUGUCCUGAGGGAGAACUGCUGCAGGAGGACGGCAAGACCUGCGGCACCUGCAAGUCUGCCAACAUCGACCUGGUGCUUCUGAUUGACGGCUCCAAGAGUGUCCGCCCUCAAAACUUUGAGCUGGUCAAAAAGUUUGUUAACCAGGUUGUGGACUCUCUGGACGUGUCUGCUCAUGGCACCAGAGUGGGUCUGGUUCAGUACUCCAGCCGGGUCAGGACAGAGUUCCCUCUCAACAUGUACCACACUGCUGACGAGAUCAAAGCCGCAGUCAUGAAGGUUGACUACAUGGAGAAAGGUACUAUGACAGGUCUGGCCCUAAAACACAUGGUGGAGAACAGCUUCUCAGAGGCAGAGGGCGCUCGUCCUUCCAGCCGCAACAUCCCCCGAAUUGGACUGGUCUUCACAGACGGACGCUCCCAGGACGACAUCACAGAGUACGCCAAGAAGGCCAAAGAAGCCGGUAUCACCAUGUACGCUGUGGGUGUUGGAAAAGCUGUGGAAGAUGAGCUUCGUGAGAUUGCAUCUGAGCCUGUGGAGAAGCAUUUCUAUUACACCACCGACUUCACUGCCAUCAGCACCAUCGCUGAGAACCUCAAACUCAAUGUCUGCCCAGAGGAGAGUCAGGGGGAGAUUGAGGUGAAGGACCCAUGUGCCUGUGAGAGACUGGUGGAGUUCCAGCAGGCCACCAUGAGCAGCCUGGAGCAGCUCACACAGAAACUGUCUGGAAUGACUGCUCGCCUGGAGCAGCUGGAGAACCAGCUCCUCUCCAGGAAGUGAUCUGGUCAUCACAGUGAGCGAGCAGGACGCCACAGAGAAAAGAAGAACAGAAUGAGGAGGAGGAGGAGGAGGGCACAUCGGAAACCCUUCCAAUCAAUGGACUAAACCAAAGUGUCUUUUCACAAAGCCUUUGUAGCCUUCACUAGGUCUGUUGUUCUUCACGUUUAUGGGGAUGACAUUUAUCUGAAAGCUUGUGAUAUAGAAGCAUAUUUCUGGUAUAGAUGUAAAUGACCUUAUUUGUACACUUUUUUGUCUUAAAAAAAAAAAAAAAACACAUCCACUUUCCCACAAAUCACUGUGCAAAGCAGCUGUUACAAGACAGAAAGCAAAUGCUUUCGUAAGACAGAAGGAUAUUGCAUUUCCAAGAUUCACCAUUACAUCUGAUAAUGUCUGGGAUUUUGAGUGCAUAUUUUUUGCGUGUACAUGUGCCAACAAACAAACAGAACAAAGGAUAAUUUCAAGAUUGUAUCACAUGUUAUUGACCUCCAUGUAACAUGUUAUAGCGCUUCAUUUGUGCAGCACAAAGGGGACUGGAGGCAUGUUGGCAAUCUUUGUAAACUAGAUGUAAUCAACGUACUGUAGAUAUUAGAUAUAAGCACAAAAUAGUAUUGCGUGAGAACAUGAGUUGCAGUUUUCAUCACACACUCAGUGUUCCUUCAUAGUCACACACCAUUCAUCUGUUUCUCUUAGUGCCCUGUUUAUACUUGAUCUGUUUUGUACGGUUUGUUAAAUAUGAUGUAUUUAUAGGAGAUGGGGUUUUUUUUGUUUUGUUUUUUUAAGCACCACAGUAGAAUAGCAAAUAAAAAAAGGAGUUUAAAAAAUGAAGUGUUAUUACCACUCCCAAUAUUAAACUGGCUUGGGUCAUUUUCAUACAAAAUCAUUACUUGCUUGCUUGUAGAAACUAGUUUUGAUCACAGGCCUAACUGGCUUUGCAGUGUUGCAUCCUGUUGAAAAGUAAAGUGGUUUAGAUUUUUUUUUUUUUUUAAAUAAAAGGGAAGAAGUUUUAAGUAUCACUGUGGUCUGUGUCAGCUGUGGUCUGUUGUUGAUAGAGAAAAUGUGAUGAAUUGGCCUUACCUUCAUAAAUCUCAUUUCUUCUUCACUCUGCACUUCCUAGAUUUUUUUCUUACAGCGGCCUUAACGAGUGUACGUGUACAUACAAGUCAAAAACCCUCCUCAAGUGGUUCACAUGACAUUUUUGGCAGGAAAUCCCUCCGUCUAUCUUCACCCGAACGCGGUCAGCUAUAUCAUCAGCCUUGCCUGACCACUGUCAUAAUCUGGUCCCAUUAGACUAAUGCAGAAUGAGAGGCCCCACGGGCUACUGUAUGGAAAGGAAUGACCAACUAUGGUAACUAUGGUAGAUUGUCACACUCUUGUAUUAAAAAAAAAGACCACCAGAAAUGUAUACCCUUUAUAUUUAAAUGCCUGUAUGUUUUUGUAUAUUUUCUAAUAGCUUUACCUUUUUGUAUUUGUCUGAUGAAUCCCUGUAUUACAGCACAGAAGGCAAUAAAAGAGUGAACUUUU